Eublepharis macularius is the source of this 4472-nucleotide messenger RNA. RefSeq names its product holocarboxylase synthetase (gene HLCS). Lineage: Eukaryota; Metazoa; Chordata; Lepidosauria; Squamata; Eublepharidae. The coding region runs from base 49 to 2766 and encodes 905 amino acids. The record is from RefSeq and is a predicted model, not a curated record. Gene Ontology annotation, biological process: protein modification process. The transcript is spliced from 11 exons. Gene Ontology annotation, molecular function: biotin--[biotin carboxyl-carrier protein] ligase activity. Gene Ontology annotation, cellular component: cytoplasm.
CGUAGCCGUUAGCGCCCCCUUCUUGCUUGCUGGCGUCGUCCACGCGCCAUGCUGAUCACGCUUUGCUACUUGUACCUUUGGGCACGUUGGGGGACCUAUUCGGCGGGCCUGAUCCGCCGCACGGUGCGCAGGCUCCACCGAACUCGCUGUUCCUUCACCUUCUCCUGUUCCGGCUCCGGGUGCCCUCGCCAAACACUGCAUCAGCCCCACCGCCUUCCUCCCGGCAGGAAGGAGCCUCCCCCGCCUUCCGAGGACAGAAUCUGCCUCAGGGCGGGGAAUAAGUUUUUCUUCACUGACGAAACCCAGUCCCUUGAUGAUUUAAACAAAUGGACAUUGCUUAUUGUAUCGCAUCCUGUCUAUUCUGAUGAAAUAUUUGAAUCUGAACGUAUAGCAUUUCUGACUGAAAGUAUUUCCACUCAAGCAGGGAGUUCACAAGCUAUAACUUGCUCAACAGAAAAGCUCGUGAAGUGGUCAGACUAUUGUUCACCUUUGGCUUUUAAACCUGGAGAACCUUACGUAUUAUUUGCUGAAGCCAGUAUAGACAACUUCAGUAGUCUUGGGAUAGCAUUUAUGGAAGAUAGAUUGCAAAUGGAUAAUGGAAUGGUGCCUCAUAAAAUUGUGUCUGUACACCUACAGAAGUCAGAGUUGAAGGAACUGGAACAGCUGGCACCAGAUACAGAAAAGGAGGCAAAGGCUAGCAAUGUACAACUUGGUAUGCCGACACGAAAUUCAGCAUUUGAGAUAGCUAAUAACCCAGAAGAGGAAACUAUUGCUUUUCCAAGAAGUGGUGAUCAAGAAGUUCAGGGAAAGAAAUAUAAAUUGAAGAAAGCCGAUGAGCAUCAUGAACAACUUGACAAUCUGUCUGAAAAGGAAAUUGGUAGUGGUGAACACCAUCAUUUGCAUCUUUCCAGCUGCUAUGAGUGUUUGGGACUUGAGAGUAGCACUAUUGAGUCAGUUAAGUUUGCCUCUGCAGAAAACAUCCCAGAUCUUCCUGAUGAUUACAGUGGCAAUUUUGAAGAUGUUGGUUAUCUGGCAGGAGAUCUGAAAAGAACAAAUCUUACAGGGAAACCGCCUAAUAUCUUAAUUUAUGUUGGUUCUGAUCUUGGCAAAAUCAAAUUUGAACAAGUAAAAUCAAUCAUCAUGGAAUGUGUUGAUAUUAAUGCUUAUACUGUCUACCAGCUGUUAGAGGAGCAAGUGUUGAGUGUUCCCUGGAUUGACAAUGCUUUGCUGUUGGUCAUUGCUACAUCAGAGCCCAUUUCAGAUACUGUGUCCAAACAAUUUCUGGUUUUCAUGUCAAAAGGUGGGAAGGUUCUGGGACUUUCAGCCUCUUUCACUUUUGGUGGUAUAGAAGUAAUGAACAAAGAUGAACUGAUGGACACAAUACAGGCCUUGGUGUUUUCUAAAGCUAAGGACUACAAGAUUAAGCUAAAUGUUCUAGCUAGUGGAAAAGUUUUCAAGAGGGAAACUGCAGAAGAGGUCACCUCUGUGAAGCCCCUUGGUUACUUGGACAACACAGAUAAAGAUAUGAUGGUUGUUCAGCUGCCAUACGGAAACCGUGGGGGAGAAGCCAUUCUUUGCCAGGUGCAUUUAGAAGUGGAUAUCAAAAGUUUGUCUAAAAGAUCUAAAGAUGAAUUCAAUUUUCUCAAAAUGAGUAAUGUCACCAGAUAUGAAGUUCUUACUGAAAUACUGAAACUGCUUGGUUUGAGCUGUGAAUUAAGUGAGAUUCCCUCAUUAACUCCUCUUUACCUGCUCUCGUCUGACACGGAAGUCCACCUUUCUUUUUUGGAAUGGCUUCGAAGAAAUGUGAAUGCAGAAGGAUUAAUUGACUCCAGCAAAGUGUCCCUUAAGGUUGUAUCAUCUUGCAAAACUGAGUUACAAAUAAUACCCUCACUUAUUCCUGUUGUCACAGAAGUGGAGGCUUUCUCAUCUGAACAUUUCAGCCUUGAGAUUUAUAAACAGAAUCUACAGACACAGAAUCUUGGGAAAGUGGUCCUGUUUACUGAAGUUACAUCAACCACAAUGAAUCUUCUCGAUGGGUUGAUGUUCAAGGUGCCCCAGGAAAUAGGUCUGAUAGCAAUUGCAGUUCAGCAAACUCAAGGGAAAGGUCGUGGUGGAAAUUCUUGGCUGAGUCCUGUGGGAGCUGCAUUAUCAACUCUACAUAUCACCAUUCCGAUGUCUUCUGAAAUGGGAAGAAGGAUUCCUUUUAUUCAGCAUCUAGUAUCUCUAGCAGUUGUGGAGUCUGUUAGAUCAGUACCUGGAUACCAGGAUAUUGACCUGCGGGUAAAAUGGCCAAAUGAUAUUUACUACAGUGACCUUAUGAAGCUUGGUGGAGUUUUAAUAAAUUCCACACUAACAGGAACUACAUUCCACAUACUUAUUGGCUGUGGAUUUAACGUGAAUAACAGCAAUCCUACUAUUUGCAUCAAUGAUCUCAUUAUGGAGCACAAUAAAACAAAGAAUACACAAUUAAAACCCUUACGUGUUGACUACCUGAUUGCAAGAAGUGUAACAGUGCUAGAAAAGCUGAUCAACACUUUUCAAGAGAAAGGUCCUAAUGGAGUUCUUCCCCUGUACUAUAAAUACUGGGUACACAGUGGUAAGCAAGUCCAUCUGAAAAAUGAUGACGGGCCACUAGCCUGGAUUGUUGGAAUAGAUGAUUCUGGAUUCCUUCAGGUUCAAGAGGAAGGCAAAGAUGUGGUGACUGUGCACCCAGAUGGCAAUUCUUUUGAUAUGUUGAGAAACCUUAUAAUUCCAAAGCAACAGUAGUUUUUGGAGAUGGCAAAACAGCAGGUCUUUAAGAAAACUGUUUUAUGCUUCCUAGCUAGGGCUUGAGCUUGACUGGAGAUAAUAUAGCAAACUGAAAUUAGCUGCAGCUGAAGGAUAGAAAGAUUGUGUGCUAAGCAAAAAUUGAAUUUUGCAUCAUUUAUUUGUUUUGAAUUUCUAAUGGCUUGAGGAAGAGGAGGUUCAUUAUAUAUAUAUUUUUUUCUCACAGCCUGAAAAGAGAGGGGCUUUAUGGUAAGCAUGAAGACUCUGAAUUCUAAUUUUUGGAAUGGGUCACUUACCUGACAUUUGCAACAGGAAAUUCUGUGUGACUCUGUUACUGCAGACUUUUCCAAUUAUAGAUUUAAAACUAAUAUUCCUAUUAUUUAUGUACAUAUUCAGAAGAUAAUAUAUUUUGCAAUAGAGUAUUUACAGUAGUUGGUAGUUUUGCUUAGCAAUGCCUCAGUGAGGUAUCAUUUUUAUUGUGGAUAAAUCACUAUAUAGGAUGUGUGAAAAAAGCUUAUUUACAUUUUUCUUUAGUUUUAAAACAUGCCUCAUGAUGGUUAAUAGGAUUCAGUUCCUCUCCCUGUCAAAUAGCUGACUGAAAGGGAUUUUUGCUUUUUAAAAAGUCUCUGCACAUAGUUUGCUGGAACAGAGCCAAAGCUCCCAUGAGGCUGGUGUCUCUGCGUGUUCACAUUCUAUAGAAAACAAUAUUAUUUUGAGAUCUGGCUCUGAUUCUCACCUUACUCAUCAGCCUUUCACUUACUUGGAAAGUGGUCUCAAUUUCACAUUAUUGUUUUGAAGCUUGGAAAUUUCACAAAUAGUAGUGCCUAUGAAACAGGAUUUAUCUGUAAAUAAAUAUGAGCUUUUAACCUGUCUUAAUAACUAGUAGAAUCUGUUUCUCAAGGCUAUCUGUUUUUUACUUUAUACAUUUAAACCUCUUUCAUACAGCAUGCUACUUCAUUUAGGCAGCAUUUUUCUCUGCAUGUGCAUAACUUUGCCUAAUUAUAUACAGGUACACAGUUAUAUCCUCUGAAUGCUACUGAUAAGCAAGUGAUAUAUUCAUCUUCUUUCUGUGUUUUGCUAAGACUCCUCACACGUGAAUGUGACUUUGCUGCUUAAGCCCUCAGAAUUCAAGCGUGCAGCCCCGUCAGCUAGGCAGUAGCCUGAAACCAAUUCCUGUAUAUCAAGAGACUGGAAGUAACCUAGCCUCUUAUUUGCCAUUGGUUUUGUCAGAUUCCUGUAAUUUUCAGCUAAGAAUGUACCCCAGAUGCACUUUCUGUCUUAUAACUAGAAGUGGUUUUUAGUUUUAAAGUUAAUUUCAUAAAGAAUUACAAAAUGUAAAUAGUCUGACUCCAGUACAAAUCCAUGAAGCCUUAGAGAAAGUAAAGACAUUGGCCUGUAAUCUUGGAUGAGCAUGAUACCCAUAUUUUGGAGGGUGAAUGGUUUGGUUAUAAAUUACUGGAGAUUAAGCUUUCCUUCCAUUGAAAGUAAAGAAUUUGAGCCUGUGUUGCAUACUGUCUGUCCAUUGUGGUGUCUGUAUUUUUCUUGCAUACUGCAUUAUUUAACCAACAAAAUGUUAAACCAAGAGAGCAUUCCUCAGUAGAUCUAACAAGAAUCUAAUUCAGGUUUAUUAAAUGAGGACAGUAUUCUUACAGUUGCUCUGAUAGUUUCUUUAAAUUGAUUUAUCCUACAUUAAGCAGCAACUGAGA